Molecule: messenger RNA, 2756 nt
Organism: Nomascus leucogenys (northern white-cheeked gibbon)
Lineage: Eukaryota; Metazoa; Chordata; Mammalia; Primates; Hylobatidae
Gene: CRNKL1
Product: crooked neck pre-mRNA splicing factor 1
Biological process (GO): spliceosomal complex assembly; mRNA splicing, via spliceosome
Cellular component (GO): Prp19 complex; U2-type catalytic step 2 spliceosome; post-mRNA release spliceosomal complex
Molecular function (GO): protein binding
Source: RefSeq, a predicted model, not a curated record
AGAGGUCAAAGGUCAGUCCCGCAAGUUCCGCUUCCGGUUCCGGGAUCCUGUUUGUUGUCUGAAAGCUUUGUGGCUUCGGUGAGCUCUCGGAGCCAAUUUCUAGCGUCCGUGCGGGGGACAGGUGUGCAGAGGUUGGCUGCUGCAGACAUGGCGGCCUCCACCGCGGCCGGGAAACAGCGGAUUCCCAAAGUGGCCAAGGUGAAAAACAAAGCCCCGGCUGAGGUACAGAUAACUGCUGAACAACUCUUAAGAGAGGCUAAAGAAAGAGAACUUGAGCUUCUUCCACCUCCACCUCAACAGAAGAUCACAGAUGAAGAAGAAUUAAAUGAUUAUAAACUAAGGAAAAGGAAGACUUUUGAAGAUAACAUAAGAAAAAACAGGACUGUGAUUAGUAACUGGAUAAAAUACGCACAAUGGGAAGAAAGCCUAAAGGAGAUUCAAAGGGCUCGAUCCAUCUACGAGCGUGCUUUAGAUGUAGACUAUCGAAAUAUUACACUCUGGCUGAAAUACGCAGAAAUGGAAAUGAAGAAUCGCCAAGUCAACCAUGCUCGAAAUAUCUGGGACCGGGCCAUAAUAACGCUACCUCGAGUUAAUCAGUUCUGGUACAAGUACACGUACAUGGAGGAAAUGUUGGGAAACAUUGCCGGUGCCCGGCAGGUGUUUGAGCGCUGGAUGGAGUGGCAGCCUGAGGAGCAAGCCUGGCACUCUUACAUCAACUUUGAGCUGAGAUACAAAGAGGUGGAUCGGGCCCGCACCAUUUAUGAGCGAUUUGUCCUCGUGCACCCUGAUGUUAAGAACUGGAUCAAGUAUGCCCGCUUUGAAGAAAAACAUGCUUAUUUUGCCCACGCACGGAAAGUGUAUGAGAGAGCUGUGGAAUUCUUUGGAGAUGAACAUAUGGAUGAGCACCUUUAUGUCGCCUUUGCCAAGUUUGAAGAAAAUCAGAAAGAGUUUGAAAGGGUACGAGUGAUUUACAAGUAUGCCCUGGACAGAAUUUCAAAACAAGAUGCCCAAGAACUCUUUAAAAAUUAUACCAUCUUUGAGAAGAAGUUUGGUGAUAGGCGGGGUAUUGAAGAUAUCAUUGUGAGCAAACGGAGAUUCCAGUACGAAGAAGAAGUGAAGGCGAAUCCACACAAUUAUGAUGCAUGGUUUGAUUACUUGCGUUUGGUAGAAAGUGACGCAGAAGCUGAAGCUGUGAGAGAAGUCUAUGAAAGGGCCAUUGCCAAUGUCCCACCCAUUCAGGAGAAGAGGCACUGGAAGCGCUACAUUUAUCUUUGGAUCAACUAUGCACUUUAUGAAGAAUUGGAGGCAAAGGAUCCUGAGAGGACAAGACAGGUGUAUCAAGCCUCUUUGGAAUUAAUUCCUCACAAAAAGUUCACAUUUGCCAAAAUGUGGAUACUGUAUGCACAGUUUGAAAUACGACAGAAGAAUCUGUCAUUAGCCAGAAGAGCAUUGGGAACUUCCAUAGGCAAGUGUCCAAAGAACAAAUUAUUUAAAGUUUACAUAGAAUUGGAGCUACAGCUUCGAGAAUUUGACAGAUGCCGGAAGCUUUAUGAAAAGUUCCUGGAAUUUGGACCUGAAAAUUGUACCUCAUGGAUUAAAUUCGCUGAAUUAGAGACAAUCCUUGGUGAUAUUGACAGAGCACGGGCAAUCUAUGAAUUAGCCAUCAGUCAGCCACGUUUAGACAUGCCAGAGGUGCUUUGGAAAUCAUAUAUUGAUUUUGAAAUUGAGCAGGAAGAAACGGAAAGAACACGAAACCUUUACCGGCGGUUGCUUCAACGGACACAGCAUGUCAAGGUAUGGAUCAGCUUUGCUCAGUUUGAGUUGUCUUCAGGAAAAGAAGGAAGUUUGACUAAAUGCAGACAAAUUUAUGAAGAAGCUAACAAAACCAUGCGAAACUGUGAAGAAAAGGAAGAGAGACUUAUGCUGCUGGAAUCUUGGCGAAGUUUUGAAGAAGAAUUUGGAACAGCUUCAGAUAAGGAGAGAGUAGACAAACUCAUGCCAGAGAAAGUCAAGAAGAGAAGAAAGGUCCAGACUGACGAUGGGUCUGAUGCAGGCUGGGAAGAAUACUUUGAUUACAUCUUUCCAGAAGAUGCUGCCAACCAACCUAACCUCAAACUCCUGGCCAUGGCCAAACUGUGGAAGAAACAGCAGCAGGAAAAGGAGGAUGCUGAGCACCAUCCAGAUGAGGACGUUGAUGAGAGUGAAUCCUGAUCUUUUUUUCUUAUUGACAAAUGUUUUGUUAUUUUUAUAAAUUAAUUGUUUGGAACUCUUGUGACUCCUGGAAGUUCUUAUAUAUUUCAUCAGUAAGAAAUUGAUUGGUAUCUUUGAUGGCUACUUUUUAAGUUAUUUUUUAAAUGCUCUUGGGCUAGCUAGGGGUGGGGAUUGCAAGUAAAGGACUUUUUUAACUGCUGGAUUUCUUUUUCCAACUGAGUCCAAACUUCUCUAAUGUCUGUCCACAUCUUGCAUUAGGAAAUGUAAUUAAGGUAACAUUCUGCGGUAACUUUUCAUGUCAUAACCAUAAAGAUAGUUUAUGCAUUCAUCUGAAAUGUGUAACUUUUUCAUGUCUUCAGAGUCACAGACUUGAGUUCAUUUCCCAGCUCUGUCACUCGUGAUUAUAUAACUUAAUUUUCAUUGUCCUCAUUCACAAAAUGGGCCAAUAGUUUGACAACUCAUUUUGAAGAUUACAUUAUAAAAGGAAUAUACCUGGUGGGUACAUAGUAAGUGCUCAGUAAAGUGUUCUAAGCCACUUUUAAAAA